Molecule: messenger RNA, 1890 nt
Organism: Arctia plantaginis
Lineage: Eukaryota; Metazoa; Arthropoda; Insecta; Lepidoptera; Erebidae
Source: the annotation of a GenBank genome assembly
AUGAGAAUAUUGUUUUCAAAAAAUACAGCGAAGAAAAUCUUUUGUCCAACAGUAAUUCAAACUGAAUGUGCUCCAACUCUUGCACCAUGGAAGCCACUAAGUGAAGUGACAACCAGUGAAACAAUCCAACACCAACAUUCUAAUGAUGUGGACACACACGCCAUAUACGAUAUCAACGAUAUUGUCCAUUUUGAAGACAACGAUCUCGUAAUGCGAGACGCUAAGAGAAUCAAGUUUCAAGACAACAAUAACUUAGACAAUUCAGUUGAGCCUUUCAAAACUUAUACAUUUGAGGAUGUAAGAAGAGCACUUCAGAAUGAUACGAAAUUUUCUAACUUCGGCAAUGAAUUAACAGAAGAAGUGAAGAAGGAAGAUUCGUGUGAAUGUCAACAUGGAGGCGGAUGUGUGGCCAAUGUUUGUCUCUGUCCGCUUGGAUACGCAGGAGUAAAGUGCGAGAUUACUUUGGAUUUGAAGGUACCUAGGUUUAACGGAUCAUCGUAUCUGCGCUUACCUGGGCUCGGCGGCGCAGCUGAGUCAUGGCUGGAUAUACAGAUCACAUUGAAGCCGACCAGCGGAGAUGGCUUGCUGUUGUACAACUCGGAAAGAGCUGACGGUGAUGGAGAUUUCUUCUCUCUACAUCUUAGGAACUAUUACGUGGAGUUUGCAUUUGAUCUUGGUGCGGGGAUCGCACUUGUCAGAUCAGCAUUCCCUCUUGAGGCUGGUCAGUGGCACUGGGUGUCGGUGUCGCGGUCGGGUCGGCGCGCAUGGCUGCGCGUGCGCGGUGGAGGCGCGCGCGCCGUCACAGCGCGCGGUACGCGCCGCCGACUCGCGCUGCGACAACCGCUGCUGCUGGGCGGCGCGCCUCACCCACUGCCCAGAAGACUCGCACUCGACACGUCCUUCAAUGGAUGUGUUUCUCAGCUGAUAAUAAACGAUGAAGAACUGUCUAUAGUAUCCGCGGCUCUCGGCGGGCUUAACGUUGACAACUGUGACGAUGUCCGUGAUAAUUGCACAGGUAAGAAUCAAUGCAAAGAAGUUGUAGAGCCCAAACCGGUGUACCCUCAAAAUAUCUCAGAAACCGACGUGCAUCACUCAAUAGUGGCUAAGAAGGGCUUCAAGCAGAAAAUCCACAAAAAGCUAAAGAAACACAUACCGCACACACAUGUCGACAAAUACAAGAAGAAGAAGUACUUAAUCAGUAAGAAGCAUCAGUACCUGAUGGAAGAUUUGGAGAGGAGUAAUGAGGUUGCAACAGAUGGCCCGGUAUACGAUGGACAGACAUACAUGCAAGUGAAAUAUUUAAGUGAAAACGACGUGAACUGGAGCGAUAUGAACACUUACCCAAGUUUCUCUGGAACUGACAGCUUUAUACAUAUUGAUGAUGAGGAGACCAUGAAACGGUUGGUAUCAUACUCUCUGGACAUUAACAUCCGGUUCAGAUCCGUGGUGGCCCACGGUUUACUCGUAUGGAGUGGGGGCGCCCAUUCCCCUCCAGACUUUCUCUCGCUGGCCAUCGAGAACUCUGUACUUGUUUUCAGGUACGACCUGGGCAGUGGUGAAGUCGUCAUCAUUGCCAAUCACACCAAGGUAGACGAUGGCCUUUGGCACAGAGCACGAGCAACCAGAAAUAGACAAGCAGGUGUACUAGAAGUGGACGGACUGGGCUCCGUCGGGAAAGUGUCGCCCGGGAAAUUGAAACAACUCAACACUGAGAACGGUUUAUAUAUAGGUGGCCUCCCAUCAAUAGAACUAAACACUCAAGGAAGAUAUAAAAGCGGUCUCAUCGGCUGCGUCUCACAAAUAUCCCUCAGUGGAGAUUUUGACAUCCCUCUAUCCCUUUCCAAACUGCCCCACACCAUCACGAACAAUGUCGGAAGAUGCGCACCAUAA